Phoenix dactylifera (date palm) is the source of this 995-nucleotide messenger RNA. RefSeq names its product proteasome subunit alpha type-2-A-like. Gene Ontology annotation, cellular component: proteasome core complex, alpha-subunit complex; proteasome core complex. NCBI's taxonomy places the organism in Eukaryota, Viridiplantae, Streptophyta, Magnoliopsida, Arecales, Arecaceae. The record is from RefSeq and is a predicted model, not a curated record. Gene Ontology annotation, biological process: ubiquitin-dependent protein catabolic process.
UCCUCAUUCUUUCUUGGGCAAGGGUUCUCGUCUCCUCCCUUUUCUCGUCUGAAAAAAAACCCGCCCUCUGGGUGUCGCUCGCAGUUCUUUCUCGCCGACCACUCCAAUCGUAGAGUCGUCAUGGGAGACAGCCAAUAUUCGUUCUCGUUAACUACCUUCAGCCCUUCGGGGAAGCUGGUCCAGAUCGAGCACGCCCUGAUGGCCGUUGGAUCCGGCCAAACUUCUCUCGGAAUCAAAGCUGCUAAUGGUGUUGUUAUUGCAACUGAGAAGAAAUUGCCUUCCGUCUUAGUGGAUGAGACAUCUGUGCAAAAGAUCCAGCUAAUGACAACAAACAUUGGAGUUGUUUACAGUGGAAUGGGCCCAGAUUCCCGUGUUCUGGUGAGAAAAAGCAGAAAACAAGCACAACAGUAUUAUCGACUAUAUAAGGAGCCAAUACCAGUUACGCAACUUGUUAGGGAAAAUGCGGCUGUAAUGCAGGAGUUCACUCAAUCUGGUGGUGUAAGGCCAUUUGGAGUUUCUUUGCUGGUUGCUGGAUAUGACGACAAUGGUCCACAGCUCUAUCAGGUUGACCCAUCAGGUUCAUACUUCUCUUGGAAAGCAUCUGCAAUGGGGAAAAAUGUUUCCAAUGCAAAGACAUUUCUCGAGAAGAGGUAUACUGAUGAUAUGGAGCUUGAAGAUGCUGUGCAUACUGCCAUUUUGACUCUUAAAGAAGGGUUUGAAGGUCAAAUUUCUGGCAAGAACAUUGAAAUUGGAAUUAUUGGAGCUGACCGUAAGUUCAGGAUACUUACUCCAGCUGAGAUUGAUGAUUACCUGGCAGAAGUCGAGUAAUUUUGUCAAAUCCUGCUUCUAACAAGGGAUAUUGAAUUGUUUUAAUGUAUAUCAUAUUUGAUGUUAAAAUUUUUGUCUCUCGAUUUCAGCUCUUUUGCUCCAAAUUUGUCUAUGGUGUAAUGUCUUCUUUACUUGACACUUAUUAAUUGAAGUUUUAACCUGCAGCA